Molecule: messenger RNA, 1347 nt
Organism: Moneuplotes crassus
Lineage: Eukaryota; Ciliophora; Spirotrichea; Euplotida; Euplotidae
Source: the annotation of a GenBank genome assembly
UUUUUGUCAACAAAGCCAUUAUUGUGCUAAAUCAUAACUUAAAGAAGCCAUUUAUCAUCAAUGUUUCACCACAAAUGGCUCUCAAUCUUAUAAAAACUCAAAGGUCAUAGUAAAAAUGAUACCUGCUUAUAACCCAUCCAUUUCUUCGGUUGGUAUUCUUCCUAAUAACAAUGAUUAGCCUUAAGGAAUAAGCGCAUUUGAAAUUGUGGGGGAUCUGAUCCUUUCGAAUAUAUUGGCUAUUUUUAUCAUACCUUAUUCACUUCCAGAGGUGUUCUCUUCAUGUUAUAAAAUGCAACAAAAAAACUGUUGUCGAAGCUUGAAAUUUUAUGUUAUGGGCUAACUCCGAACACUUUUGGGUGAUUUUUGAAAUCUCUUGAAUUUCUGAUUAAAAUGCUUCCAUGAUUUCUGUAAAUUUGUACUGAGAAGUAAGAAUAUUUCAUGGGUCUGGACAACCCUGAGAGGUUAGAUUUUAGACAUCUACAAAGAGAAUUGUGGGUACUCAGCUAGAGAGUCUCUUUCUUUUUAACUAAAUUUGUCAAAUUUUGUUUAAAAAGUUUUCAGUAUUGCAUUUUUCCACUAAAUAGUGAAGGAGUCUUCUAUUUCUGAAUCAAUAAACUGGCAUUUGAUUGAAUCAUCCUAUUUUUGACAGAAUUCUUGCUGCUGAAUUAUUUAGGAACUUGUGCACACAGAAAAGAAAGUUAGUUCAAAUACUAAUGAAGACUUGAGGCCAAAACUAGCCGAGGCCCAUGAUUAAGGACGUUACCAGAUUCAUAAAUACAACCGGUUUUGAGUUAAUUUUUUACCAAAUUUUCGGAUAUGGCUUCGUAAAUAUUGCCUCAAGUCUGACUCUUAGUCUUCCUGAAAUUUUGGCUAUAUUUAAAUUUAAAGAAAAAUGAGGCUCUUAGUUUGAAGCAACUUGAGGUAAAAAUAGAGCUGAAAGAAAUAUGCAGCUCCACCACUGAGACAGCCUAACUGGACAAAGAAAUUCCUUCCUCAGAUGAAUUUCCAGAUAAGAAGCCAAUUCAUCGUUUGAGAUUUAUUGAAUAUUUUCACAUUUUGAACAACCGGUGAAACAAGAAAUUUUGAGUCUCAAGCAAUAUUCUCAGAAAAUAGAAACUUUAUCACAUUAUAUUUUGAAUGAGGAAGAAUAUAAUUCUUCAAGAGAAUAUAAAUCAGCUGAAAUAUCAAACAUAAGCAUCACUGGUAUGUCUAAAUACUCUUUGAGGGCAUCGUUGGGUAACUCUUAUUAUUACUCACAUCAAAAUAUGUAAGCAUUGAGACUGUCUCUGAUGAGCCAUUGUAAAACCUCCCAUCUUUGAGUACUAACACACCAAGGGUGAUAAUCUC